UUGACGUAUUGCGUAUGACGUUUCAGACCGGCUCCUUUUACUCAUCUACACUUCCCUUGUAGGUCCUUCUUUGAGCUGCAUCAUGGCGAACGUUGUUGAUACUAAGCUAUACGACAUCUUAGGGGUGUCUCCAUCUGCGUCUGAAAACGACCUAAAAAAGGCAUAUCGCAAACUAGCAAAAGAGUACCACCCAGACAAAAAUCCAAAUGCUGGAGAUAAGUUUAAGGAGAUCAGCUUCGCCUAUGAAGUGCUCACCAACCCCGAGAAGAAGGAGCUGUACGACCGCUACGGGGAGCAGGGCCUCCGGGAAGGAGGAGGCGGGGGAGCCGGGAUGGACGACAUCUUCUCCCACAUCUUCGGAGGGGGGCUCUUCGGCUUCAUGGGCGGACACAGCCGGAGCCGGAAUGGCGGCAGGCGAAGAGGGGAGGACAUGGUCCAUCCGCUAAAGGUGUCUCUCGAAGACCUGUACAAUGGAAAAACAACAAAAUUACAACUUAGCAAGAAUGUUCUAUGUAGUACCUGUAAUGGACAGGGGGGUAAGACCGGUGCGGUUCAGAAGUGCACCGCCUGCAGGGGGCGUGGCAUGCGCAUCAUGAUCAGGCAGCUGGGUCCCGGGAUGGUCCAACAGAUGCAGUCCGUCUGCACGGACUGCAACGGCGAAGGCGAGGUCAUCAGCGAAAAAGACCGCUGCAGAAAGUGCGAGGGGAAGAAGGUGGUGAAGGAGGUGAAGAUCCUGGAGGUGCACGUGGACAAGGGCAUGAAGCACGGCCAGAAGAUCACCUUCGGGGGCGAGGCCGACCAGGCGCCGGGCCAGGAGCCCGGAGACAUCCUCCUGGUUCUGCAGGAGAAGGAGCACGAGACAUUCAAAAGAGAUGCCCACGACUUGCACAUGACCCACAAGAUCGGCCUUGUGGAGGCACUUUGCGGAUUCCAGUUCACACUGAAGCAUCUGGACGGCAGGCAGAUUGUGGUGAAAUACCCCCCUGGCAAAGUCAUCGAGCCAGGUUCCAUCCGGGUAGUCCGUGGUGAGGGAAUGCCACAGUACCGCAAUCCUUUCGAAAAGGGGGACCUGUACAUCAAAUUUGACGUCCUGUUCCCUGACAACAACUGGAUCAACCCCGAGAAACUCGCGGAGCUGGAGGACCUGCUCCCGUCCCGGGCGGAGCCCCCCAUCAUCUCGGCCGACGCGGAGGAGGUGGACCUGCAGGACUACGACAUGAGCCAGGGCUCGUCCGGGGGCCACCGACGCGAGGCCUACAACGACAGCUCCGACGACGAGAGCGGCCCCCACGGCCCCGGCGUGCAGUGCGCCCACCAAUAGGCCCCGCCCACAAGGGGGAGGGGGGGGGGUUAGGAGAGGAGGAGGACGAGGAUGAGGAGGGCGGGCGGGAGGAAAAAAAAAAAGUUGCACAAAUUUUACAUUUUGAUCUGGUUUGGACUUUUCCCACAACAUCUAUCUAUUGCCCCUAUCCCAGCAUCCUUCUCCCCACUGGCAAUCCAGAUCAGCUAAGAAAAGGUCACACUUGUCACUCUGCUCAGCAUGUAAACUUGUUCCUUUUUUAUUUUUGUCACCACAGUACUAUUCCGUUAAUUUAAAUGAGCCGUGAAAUAAAACGCAGACGUGCUGCCUCGAGCUCACCCUUCCACAGAGGUGUGAGUUGGUGGGAAAGAUGCAAACAAAUCCAGGGGACGUCACCAUCGCAAGGUUUUAGGUUUGUUGGAUCCCUGCUUGAUUUUUACCUCUUUUUUUUUUUUUUUCUUUUCUUUUCUUUUUAAAAACUUUUUUCCCCCUUUAUAGAUUUUAAAUCAGGGGUGGGGGCUUUCAGUGAGUGAUUGACAUUAAGUUUGUAUAGGCUGCAGGCCCAGAGCCCGCCGUUUCUCCUCAAACCAGCAACAUGAUCGAGAGCAAUGGAUCCUGCACUGGGAAUAACCAUCAAAUUGGAGCAUGGGAAAGUCUUGAAAAUUUACAGACGUGAGCUACAUUACUUGUCAAAAGGUUUCAGAAGUUGCCGAAUAAAAUAUUCUUCAAAAUCUCGAGCUAUACUGAGCAUGUCAUCUGUAACCUUAUCCCACUGCAACAGCAUGGUACUCCUGUAAAAGCCUCGCAUGAGUCUAUUGCUCUUCUCUGGUUGGAUCAGGUGUCACAUGAUGUGUGCCAAUCAAGGGAUUGUACGUUGUUGAGAGGGAAGUCAGUUUGGUCCUCUAGCCUUGCCACCCUCCAAACCCAGAUUUAGUUUUGUAAAUACAGGUGACAUGAUAACCUGUCUGUUCCUUUUUUCAGACAUUUCCUUGUUCGGACGUAUUGGUAGAAUCUUGAAUGUUCCAACGUGCGUGUAUAUAAUUGAGGGUUAGUGCCUACAUAUUCAGUGUGUUUCCCUGGGUAAACCCAUUGAAUCAGCCUUUGAGAUGGGAUUAAAUACUGAAGGUGACAAAAUCGCCAUUGGUUUAUAAUCCAGAUUGGGAACAGACUGCAAAUCACACAAGCGCAGUGGGCUUGGGAGGCUGUGGUUGAGGCCAGCCCCUGGGAGGGAAAAUACCUUUUAAAAAAUUAUAAUCUCGUAUAACCACUGUUGUAGUCCAUUCGCGUAAAGCUGUACAGUACUUUAACGGCAGUGUCUGCAUUUGAGUAUCUCAUUUUAGUCUGCACUUAUUCCCAAAACAAUAUUACAGCCCUUUGUUUAAAAAAAAAAAAAAGAUGUCAACUGUGAGCUUCUCCCCAAGGAUUCCUCCACAUCUGGACACACCCACAGACCAGUGCAGAGGCCUCAGAUGAGCUCCUGCACCUGUUCCAACCAACCGACCAGCCCAAGCUGAACAUGAUCCUGUAUCGAUAUCAAUGUGUGAUGCACAUUGUUUGUUCAUGUUUACUUGUACAAUAAAAGCUGUCACCCGUUU
Messenger RNA from Anguilla rostrata (American eel), 2895 nucleotides. RefSeq names its product DnaJ heat shock protein family (Hsp40) member A2a (gene dnaja2a). The coding region runs from base 83 to 1321 and encodes 412 amino acids. Gene Ontology annotation, molecular function: ATP binding; Hsp70 protein binding. The transcript has 9 exons. The record is from RefSeq and is a predicted model, not a curated record. Lineage: Eukaryota; Metazoa; Chordata; Actinopteri; Anguilliformes; Anguillidae. Gene Ontology annotation, biological process: protein refolding; response to heat. Gene Ontology annotation, cellular component: cytoplasm; cytosol.